AUGGCUACCACCGACGCUUCUGUGUCUCCCUACGUGACGCUCGUGUCACAUGAUGGUUUCGAAUUUCACAUUCGACGAUCCGCGGCGAUGAGAUCCGGAACCAUUCGUCGAAUGCUCGACGUCCAGAGUAAUUUCAGUGAAGCAGUAAGCGGCGAAUGCCACCUCGAGAAUAUCACUGGUGUCGUCCUCGAAAAAGUCGUCGAGUAUCUCUACUACAACGAGAAGAUGCGAGAGCAGAUGGGUGUGGCAGACAUGGAAAUUCCGAGCGAGCUAUGCUUGGAGCUUCUCAUGGCUGCGGACUAUCUGGACUGCUGA
Messenger RNA from Cyphellophora europaea CBS 101466, 315 nucleotides. RefSeq lists its product as uncharacterized. Gene Ontology annotation, biological process: ubiquitin-dependent protein catabolic process. The transcript is spliced from 2 exons. Gene Ontology annotation, molecular function: protein-macromolecule adaptor activity. Gene Ontology annotation, cellular component: elongin complex. Lineage: Eukaryota; Fungi; Ascomycota; Eurotiomycetes; Chaetothyriales; Cyphellophoraceae. Bases 1 to 315 code for a protein of 104 amino acids. The record is from RefSeq and is a predicted model, not a curated record.